AUGGGGAAGCAAAGCAUAGCUAUCAAAGGUCUCCAAGACGAAGAUAGCAAUUUUAUGGCGAUGCUGUCUCUAUUGGCGAAAGAAAACGCACCUCGGAUUUCCAAGUAUACAUGUCCGGAUAUCAAGAACGAGAUCAUCUUUUUUUCAGCAAAGCAGAUUCUCGAUGGCUUAAUUGACAAUUGCAAGAGAUCUGUCAUUUAUGCAUUAAUUGCUGAUGAGUCGACUGAUGUUACAAAUAAAGAGGAAAUUUCUAUUUGUAUACGUUUUGUUGGCAGGAAAGAGGACGGGAGACAUCUCAUAAGUGAAGAAUUCCUUACUUUUGUACAUGCAGACAAAGGAAGCAACGCUGAGGAACUCACAACAAAAUUGCUAGAGACCAUCCAGAGCGUCGGUUUUUCAGUGAAUGAUAUGAGAGCCCAAGGAUAUGAUGAGUGGGCACGUGAGUGGUGUGCAAACACGGAUUCGUCAAAACAACUUGGAGACAAUCCUGUUGCUAGAGAAGAAAUGGGAAGACGCUCAAAGCUGAAGGUGCUUUGUGAAACGCGCUGGGCCUCCAGAGCAGAUUGCCAGGCAGUUUUCUUCGACGCUUUCAAGAGCCCUGACCUCGAAUUGAUUCAAGUCUCUGAAGAAGCAAAAACCUGCUUCUCUGUUCUUAAUGCCGAGCGAAAUGACGAUGCUGUUUGGGAGGCCUUGAUGGAAAAGGCUAUAGAAAUCGCCUCGGAUUACGGCAUUGAUCCAUCAUCGCCAAGAACGGCAGGAAGGCAACAACAUCACAACAACGUUCCAGCGGAUACUCCAUCAGCAUAUUGGAAAAGGGCAAUGUAUUUGCCAUUUCUAGAUCACCUCGUUACAGAGAUCAAUGAAAAGCUCGUGGUGCCACAACCAGGCUUCGAGGCUCAGCUCCUUAUCCCAGGUAAAUGA
Molecule: messenger RNA, 921 nt
Organism: Pocillopora verrucosa
Lineage: Eukaryota; Metazoa; Cnidaria; Anthozoa; Scleractinia; Pocilloporidae
Source: RefSeq, a predicted model, not a curated record